Messenger RNA from Penicillium cosmopolitanum, 1296 nucleotides. RefSeq lists its product as uncharacterized. The transcript is spliced from 2 exons. Lineage: Eukaryota; Fungi; Ascomycota; Eurotiomycetes; Eurotiales; Aspergillaceae. The coding region runs from base 1 to 1296 and encodes 431 amino acids. The record is from RefSeq and is a predicted model, not a curated record. Gene Ontology annotation, biological process: NADPH regeneration. Gene Ontology annotation, cellular component: cytoplasm. Gene Ontology annotation, molecular function: oxidoreductase activity.
AUGUCCACCCCGGUCCUGCGGCUUGGCAUCUUGGGCGCCUCCCAGACCGCCGAGUCCAUCCACCUGCCAGCUCUCCACGCCCUCUUCACUCGUUUCAGCCUUACUAUCCUCCACGAUGCCUCCACCGAUUCUCUCAACCGCUGCCAGAAGCGUUUCAACUUCAAGGAGAUCACUACAUCCACCUCCGACGUCAUAAACCAUCCAGACGUCGACCUCGUUCUGAACCUCCUCCCUUCGAAUAUCAUGAGCAACACACCAUCGCGGCCCUCGAAGCCGGUCCCACUGACUUUAAGCAUCGAUGGCCUCCGACGCAUCCGCGCCGCUACCAAAAAAGGCACUGCCAACUCCCGCUUCGAAGGCGGCCCAAAAGUCUUCGUCGGAUGCGCGCGUCGCUACGCCCCCUGCUUCACAGAGAACUUUAAGAAAGAACUCGCCUCUCUAGACCGGAUCUACUACGCGCGAUGCCGGAACAUCGCCGGUCCCUUACCAUCUUCCCUCAAUCCGUCCACUAGUGACACCAUAAGCAUCAACGGCAACGGCAACGGCAUCAGUAACGCCUUCGAUCUGAGCUUGAAUCUAAAUGGAAACACCAACGGAAGCACCAACGGCUCUCUAGCCGUUCCCAACACUAUCAUCAACACAACCAAAUUCCACACCCUACUCACCGACAUCUUCGGAAACACAGACGACCUCACUUCCGACCGAAUCGCCUUCGCCCGUUUCCUCGGCACAACAGGCUCACACGAUCUCUCCCUCGUCCGAGAAUCAUUCGGCUACCCCGAUGCUGUUGCCAACAUCUCAAUCACCGAUCCCUUCUACAGCGCCAUGUUCCACUACACCGACACCGCGAGGGACGAGCAUCCUUUCACAAUGAUCUACGAAGCUGGUAUCGACGCUGUUCCACGUUGUGACUCUCACCUCACUGUCUACGGCGCAGGCAAGACGAUUAGCCUGGAAUACGACUUCCCCUGUCCUUCUGGAUCUGGCGAGGGCGCUAUGCGGGUUAUUGUCGAGGAGGCGGAGACUCCUGAAUCAAAAGCCAAUGGUUCCACUGCGAAUGGAAAUGGCACAAAUGGAGCCGGCUCCGUCACAAAACCUCAAGUCAAGAGAACUGUUCACACAAGCACCGUUGCCGAAGCAUACGAACGACAGUUUGAGGAUAUGUACUCCUUUUUCACUGGAAAUGUGACUGCGAAAACAGAUACAGCCGAUGCCUUGAAUGAUCUCAAGCUCGUGCGCAUGAUCUUCGAACACUACGAUCGACAGUGUGGUACUAUCCGGACACCGCUGGGUUAA